AUGAGUAAUAUUUACAUCCAAGAGCCUCCUUCUACUGGCAAAGUAUUAUUAAAAACGAGCGUUGGAGAUGUUGACAUUGAACUAUGGACUAAAGAAGCUCCUAAAGCUUGUAGAAAUUUUAUCCAAUUGUGCAUGGAAGGUUAUUAUGAUAACACAAUAUUUCAUCGACUUGUAAAGGGUUUUAUUGUCCAAGGAGGUGAUCCAACUGGUACAGGAGAGGGUGGAGAGAGUAUCUACGGUCGUCCAUUCAAGGAUGAAUUCCAUACAAGAUUGCGGUUUUGUCGGCGUGGUUUGGUCGCAAUGGCCAACGCCGGCAAAGAUGACAAUGGUUCUCAGUUUUUUAUCACACUCGCAGCAACACCAGAACCAUUAUAUCCUCAAAAAAUAAUAAAAACCGAGGUAUUAUUAAAUCCAUUCAAAGAUAUUGAGCCACGAGAUUUGAAGAAAAAAGAAGAAAAAAUUAAAGAAGCUAAACCUAAAGCUUCUGGUGUUAACUCCGCUGUUACGGUAGAACCGUCAGGUCCACCGAGUAAAAAAAGGAAAGAAGACCGAAGCAGCGACUGGGAAAGCGGAGAUGAGUUGAAUGAAGAAGAGCGUAGUAAAGCCAAAGAAAAAGCUGAAGAAGUGAAGAAAAGAAUAAUGGACAAGUUGAAGAAAAAAGGAGAGGAGAAAAAAAUGGUUAAGAGUAAAAAAGAGGUUAAUUAUGAAGAAGCUAAAGAAGAGUCUAGCGAAGAAGAAUAUUAUAUAGGAAAAGAGCGCGACGAUGAGCGAAAAAAACAAGCGGAAGCUAUUAAAAAAGAAAUAAGAGGGUUGAAACGCGAUGUGCAGCGUGAAAAGAAAGAUAAGGAGAUUAAGGAACAACAGAAGUUGGCUGAAGAACAAAAGAAGGCUAAAAAAGGCAAACUUAUUGAAGAAUUUGUGGAAAUUCCCAAGUACAGAGAGGCUGUGGAGAAAAUUCCGCUGAAAGGAGAAUCAAGGGACAGUUUUACUAUGCAGAUGUUGAAUAAAUUCAAGAGUAAGUUACAAGAUGUCAAGGAAUCGACUUCUGAUGGUGGUACUACAGAAAAUAAAGAUGUUAAAGAUGAUGAUGAUGAUGAUGAUGAUGAAGAUGAUGAAUCCUGGAUGCAACGGUCGUUAGUCUGUGAUGAUAAUAAUCCAACACUUGCCAAAGAUGCCAACACUAAAAAUGACGACUGGUUCGAAAUUUACGACCCGCGAAAUCCCCUGAAUAAACGAAGAAGAGGAGAAACUUCAGAGAAGAAAAAGGGGCAAGAUGAAGAUACGAGACCGCGUGACUGGGACCCGAAGAAAACAGAGUGUCGCGGUCCCUUGAAAAUUGCGCGGUUGUGUAUUCUGGGCAUUAUUUUACCCGCGGCUUUGGUCGCGGGCCCGGUUUAUCUGCGCUAUCGCGUCUAUUCGGAACAAUUGUACCCGCUGGCGGCUUCGGAUCAACGGCUGAUCGAUGCACGUGUUUCGACUACUUGGUGCCAGAAACAAGUGGUUAAAGUAAAUGCAACAUUUAAUGCAUAUUUGAUUAAUGGUGAACCCAAGAUUAAAGUUGACGCGAUUCCAGUUUCUAUGACGAGACACUUGGUGUUGGAAGAUGAUAUGAAAGAAUACUGGGGAUUUUAUCUUUUACGUGGGAGCAGUGUUACUGUUUCUACUUGUGUAAGAUGGCCCGGAGCGUCAUUAACAAUAAUCCGUGGCCAUAAACAUUUACACGAGUGUGCAUUUAUCGGUGACGAUAGUAGUGAGGAGUUAGAAGAAUUACUAGAGAUAGCCGAGGAACGAGGAAUCUUAAACGGUACCGGCUUAUCGCAGCUCAAAAAGGACAAUCCAAGCAAUCUUCCAAAAAACAUGAAGCGAGUCCAGGCGGGUGUUCAAUUCCACCACCAGAAGAACACCGGGUUCAGUGGAACAAAUCUCGCGAGCCACUACAACAGCCACGAGCUCGAUGCUCCAGCAAUGCGGGAAAUUUUGAAAAAUCUCUUCGCGAAAACUUUGGAGACGAAGAACAAGCAAAAGUCUAACCCUCAUCAUCAUUAUGAGGGUGUUUUCAGAGAAAGUGUAAAUAUUGACCGGCCGCCGACUACCUUCGACAAUUACUCGUGGAUUUCCGAGCAAUUGAAGGCUCUGGAGCAAAAAACCGAGCAGACAAUUAUUGAAAAUGAAAAAACUACUGCUGAAUACAACAAAGAAGCUAAUUUCCCUGAAAAAGAAGAAAUGAAUCAGGUGAAAGCGAACGAAAAUUUAGAGCAAACUUCUGCGGAAGUGUUUAAAGAUAUUCUUCAGAAGAUAAACUCUCUAGGAACUCGCGGAAGAAGAGUAAUAGACAAAUUAAUUACGACUUUAGACGAGUCGAAGAAUGAAACUCAUAAUUGGACGAAAAUGCUGCACAAUGUAAUUCAAAAUUCUACUAUUCUUCCCGCGGAAAAGAAGCGACUGAAGCGCCAACUGUUCCUCUCCAAUCCUCUGCAAGAAGCUCUAGGAACCGCCGUCGAAGACGACGAGGACGCUGCGGUCGAAGAAGAAGACCUUAACCCAGACGGAAUCGCAGAAGACCGCGGUUCCGUUAAUGAGUCUACGCUAAACGAUCGCAGUAAUUCGGAGUUCUGGAGCUCUUUUAGCAGCUCCGAGGAACGUCUUCUCGAUUGCAAGGGGCUGAUUUUGAACUUACCGUUGACGCCGCAUCAUCUAUGCUCGCCGAAGUACGAGAACCAACAUUCAGCGGCCUCUAUGCCAAAUGCUGUUACUUAUCGGGUGCCGAUUGACGGCUAUUACUUCUUUGUCUUCAGUUCCGAGAACGAAAUACAGCCUAAUUACAUUCGCAUACAGUUCGACUUGCUGAAGACUGUCUACAAUACUUCCCAGCCGAUUUUUGAGUGCAAGAAUUCGACGAGCGAGUGCUCGUUGCCGUUCAAUUUCUUCAGUUGGGAGCGAACUGUUUUGGAACUACCGGUCACGAACAAUGACUCGCAGUGGAACGAAGAAUAUGUUGUCGUGUCACAAUGUGAGCCGAGAACGGCUGUUUAUCUUCUUUGUAUUAUUACAGUCCCGUUACUUAUUCUGUUAUUUGCAUUUCAUUGA
Molecule: messenger RNA, 3087 nt
Organism: Cotesia congregata
Lineage: Eukaryota; Metazoa; Arthropoda; Insecta; Hymenoptera; Braconidae
Source: the annotation of a GenBank genome assembly